Trichophyton benhamiae CBS 112371 is the source of this 1875-nucleotide messenger RNA. Its product is annotated as Smr domain protein. The record is from RefSeq and is a predicted model, not a curated record. The transcript has 2 exons. NCBI's taxonomy places the organism in Eukaryota, Fungi, Ascomycota, Eurotiomycetes, Onygenales, Arthrodermataceae. Gene Ontology annotation, molecular function: ubiquitin binding. Bases 1 to 1875 code for a protein of 624 amino acids.
AUGACUGCAUCGACACGACGUCAAAAGAUCAAAGAGCGAGAAGAAGAAGAUGGAACAGCCCGUCGCAAACAACACGAACUCGCCGCGUUCAGUGUUGCCAAAUCAUAUUAUAAAUGCCAUCUCGGUUUACCGGUGCUCUCCAUUCUUAUCCAAGCACAAGAAAUGCAACUAUCUACCAGUCACAGUAUCCGAUCGAACCAAGAACUUGAGAACGAGUAUUGCCCUCCUCUGGACCCUGCUCUUUUCGUCGCAAUUGUGAGCGAUUAUGCCCUCGACGACCAGUCUGCCGUCCAGCAGCUUCGAGAGACUCUGGAUGCAUUAAAGAUAUCUGCAUUUGAACAAGAAGAUGCCAUUUUUGACCCGUCAGGAACUAGCGGAUUUGAUUUUCCAGAGGACGCAUCGGCCAUUGCCUCUGCACAGAGCGAACCGCAGACCUUAGGGUCUCACGAAACCAACACAACAAGCCUUGGAUCAACUGUCUCUUCGCUCGGUGUAGAAUCAAGCAACGACCCUGGACAGAGAACGGGAGGUGGAAAUGGUGAUCCAAAGUGGCCGGGUGACUGUACAACCGCCGUAAGGGGCCUCAAUAGGUCGAACUCGGAAGACCAAGCGCAAUAUUUAAAUGAGAUGUUCCCCUCAAUCGAUCGAUAUACUGUUUUACAUACGCUUGAUAAAUAUGGUGGAAACGUUGACAAGGCAAUGGAUGUGCUGUUAAAUUUAUCAUUUUUUGAGAACGGUCAGACUUCUGGGACGGAUGAGGACCAGAUCUUGGUUCCUAAAGGAGUCGAGGGAUUCGAGCACUCGGUCGGUAACGGCAAGUCACGCAGGAGAGGCAAAAAGAACAAGAACAAGCAACAUCUACAACACCUGUCUGAAUCUGAUCUCUCGCAGACCUCCUUAAGCGAUAGCAGUGGAGCAAAAACUGAAAAUAGAUGGGAUAAUGGGAAAAAAGAUAUGGAAUUUAUUGCUUCGAGAACGCUUCUGACCAUGUCGACUAUUAGUUCAGCAUACCAUUCAAAUGGCGCGUCACUCCCAGCAACUAUCCGUGCUCUUACAAGAGAUGAAGCAAAGAAAUGCUCCGCAGAAGGCGUGGGAGACGAUGUCACUCGCUCCCAAAUUGCCGAAUUGCAGGAGGAAUUCAGAGCGCUCUCUCAUCAAGAACUCGUUGGCCUCCUCAGGUUGACAAGAAAUUGCAUAUCCGCCGCGAACGAGUUAGCAAGAAUAAUGGUAAUUGAGCCGAUACCAAGCCUUAUACAACCAGAAUAUCGAGCAACGGGGCCGUCCGGCUCACUCCAAGCUACCACUACCUCAAAUACAUCCCGUACGCCUACCAGGACUUCAUCCGUUCCUGCGGCAACAGCUGUUAGAUCAAACUACAACCCUGUCAUCAGCAGGGCCAUUGCAGACAGACAUCUCAUUGCAAGUCAGCAGGCGUUUGAAAAAGCUCACUCCGCUUAUCGUCGUGGAAAAUCGGACCGCCUUAUGGGCGGUGCAGCAGGAUAUUACUCAUCCCUCGGCCGCGAGCAUUUUGAGAAGGCGAAGAGAGAGUCAGCUAUUGCUGCUGAUGCACUUGUCUACAGCCAGUCAACAAGCAGCGUUCUAGACCUGCAUGGAGUGAGCGUGCAGGAUGCGGUGCGGAUUGCAAAACGGAGUGUGGAAUCCUGGUGGGAGUCUCUAGGUGAUGAGAAGUACUCCAAUCGUUUGCGAGCACAGCCUGGAGCACGAAGCUACCGUGUCGUUACUGGGCUUGGACGGCACAGCAAGAAUGGUACUGCAAGAUUAGGUCCUGCCGUUGCUCGGUGCCUGGUACGAGAGGGAUGGAAAGUUGAGGUUGAGCGGGGUGCGCUGGUUGUGACCGGCCAGGUUGGUUAUUAA